This is a messenger RNA of Caretta caretta (loggerhead turtle), 3968 nucleotides long. It is a transcript of the gene XKR9, whose product is annotated as XK related 9. The record is from RefSeq and is a predicted model, not a curated record. NCBI's taxonomy places the organism in Eukaryota, Metazoa, Chordata, Testudines, Cheloniidae. Gene Ontology annotation, cellular component: membrane.
CCCCCGGCAUAGAGAGUACACUUAUAAAGUUUGCGGAUGAUACCAACCUGGGAGGGGAUACAAGUGCUUUGGAAGAUAGGAUUAAAAUUCAAAAUGAUCUGGACAAAGUGGAGAAAUGGUCUGAAGUAAAUAGGAUGAAAUUCAAGAAGAACAAAUGCAAAGUACUCCAUUUAGGAAGGAACAAUCAGUUGCACACAUACAAAAUGGGAAAUGAGUGCCUAGGAAGGAGUACUGCAGAAAGGGAUCUGGGGGUCAUAGUGGACCACAAGCUAAAUAUGAGUCAACAGUGUAACGCUGUUGCAAAAAAAGCGAACAUCAUUCUGGGCUGUAUUAGCAGGAGUGUUGUAAGCAAGACAUGAGAAAUAAUUCUUUCACUCAACUCUGCACUGUUUAAGCCUCAACUGGAGUAUUGUGUCCAGUUCUGGGUGCCACAUUUAAAGAAGGAUGUGGACAAACUGGAGAGAAUCCAGAGAAGAGCGACAAAAAUGAUUAAAGUUCCAGAAAACGUGACCUAUGAAGGAAGAUUGAAAAAAACUGGCUUUGUUUAGUCUGGAAAAGAGAAGACCGAGAGGGAACAUGAUAACAGUUGGGGACAUGAUAACCCCUAGGGAGGUUGUGGAAUCUCCAUCAUUGGAAAUUUUAAAGAGCAGAUUAAACAAACACCUGUCAGGAAUGGUCUAGAUAAUACUUAGUCCUGCCAUGAGGCAGGGGACUGGACUAGAUGACCUCUCAAGAUGCCUUCUAGUCCUAUGAUUCUAUAAUAUCCAGUACACAGCUUAUUCUAGAGGAAUCCCUUUAACAACAUAUGUGGUGUUCACCUCUUACCACAUCUGCUCCCCCAGGUCUGAGCUCUGGAGCUCAUAUUCAGUGCAUCAGAUUUGCACUUACUUGGUGUUUGGACAAACUCAGGCUCUGAUGGUUGAGUGUGUGUAACAGGUUGAUUUACUUUAACAGUUUUUCUUGAAAACAUUGCAAACUAUACAGAUGUUUACAUUUCAGAGGCAAGAACCAGAUGUUUGCAUUCUUAAUUGUUUUAUAACUUGAAAAAGUUACAGAUGUUUUGCCAAGCAGUGCAGGAUUUUAUUUAUGGAAGAUUACUCAGAACACAGUAAAAUAGAUAUGCAACAAAUGUAAUACAAGAAAACAAUUCCACCUGUGAGUUUCUUUCUUUUAAGUAAUGGAGUCAGAACCAAAUCAUGGAAGUAGUGCACAGCUUGUAUGUCAAGGUUGCAUUGUAAGAAUCUCUGCAAGGAGAAGGGCAUGGAAUCAGCCCUCUAGGCCAGUGGUCUCCAAACUUUUUGGCUCACGCACCCCGGAAGACCUGCUGCAGGCGUGCUGCUGACAGAAGAAGACCGGAAGACCUGCCACAGGUGGGCCACCAGAGGGGAACACCAGCCCUAGACAUGCAGCGCUUCUACCGAAGAACAAAAAUGGCAGAGUGCCGUCUGGCAGCGAUCCUGCUGCCGCGCACCCCCUGGGAUCAUCUCGCACACCCCCAGGGGUGUGCGCACCCCAGUUUGGAGACCACUGCUCUAGGCCAUGAAGUAGUAACGUAGCUGCUCUGUAGCUGUGACUGCUGCUUCAGGACUGCAAUGCUUAGGCCCGAGGCUGGUGUACACUCUGCCUUCUUCGGGGACAAUGGGUAGUGCAUUGCUGGGACACAGGGAGCCCACACAAAGCAGAUCACUGCAGCAGGUAGGUGGCAUAGAUGUUCAAAUCCCGCCUCUCUCCUUUUCCUCUGUUAAAGCAAAGCAUUGUCAUAGGACCUGUAUCCUCCAUGGCCACAGAGCAGGAUUUGGCUCUUAAUGCUGGUGAAAGGUGUCAUAGUUAAAAUUCAGGUGACUGAAAUCUGUCUACUGAACAGAAAUAUCAUGAGCUCCAGCACUGCAGGCUGUCCCCACCAUUGUGCCUCACCCCUGACCUGGAGGGAUCACCCACCUACACUGAUGAAAAGGGUAGUUCAGUUUCCAUGCCUAUUCACUACUGGUCUCUCUGCUGAAGCAGCCAGGUGUGGUUGUAGCUUCCCCAUUUUAACUCAGUCCUCAGAUGCAUUCACCAUUUCUGUAAACAAUCACUAUUUUCCCCACCCAUGUCCCCGGUGUGGAACCUCCAGCUAGCACCAUAGGGUAGUUGGCCAAAUGUAGGGAGAGAGGUCACACUUGGAAUUUUGGGCCUUGUGCCUGGAAGCCCCCUAGAAUGGCUCUGCAAGGAGUCGGAGCUGUGCUUAAACUGUCCCUGCAUUAGAAUCCUUUCAGAAUGACUAUCAAUUUUACAUGGAAAGCUCUCAGUACUAUGGUGACGGGCAGCAGUAUAAAACAUGGUUUGGCUAAAUUAAGAAACUUACCUCAAAAUAUGAAUAUUUUUGAGCUUUAGAAACAUCAUGGCAUUUCAGCAUCUCUGAAAACAGCCUAUUUUUUUUUUUUAGUGGUAUUUCAGGCACAAAUCGAAUCAAGAGGGGGUUUUUUUUGGGUGUGUUUUACAGUCUGAUUUGAAAAGCAAAGAGGUUUGAACAUGUCAGAGAAGUGUCCAAACUUUUGGAUGCUACUUUGAGCCUAAUCUGAACUUCUAAGAUGUGUUCACUGUUAGUAUAUAUUUCAGAGCUGGAACCAGCCUUCUCAGGAAAACCCUAGCCACGGGACACACCACCAAAAAAAGUAGGCAAAAUAAAGGAUAAUUCCCUAGUGGAAUGGCUGUUUUUCCACUGUUUUGCCAAUGGUGGAGUUAGAAUCGGUUCUCUGGACAAGGCUAGUGGAAGUUCCAGGGAUUUGAAAGUGGAAUCAAUGAUAACUGAAUGGUCUCUCUUCAGCAGACAAUUUGCACACCAGAUGUUUAUGAAUCACUUAAAAGCAGAGACUGGGCAAGCACUCAGUGGAAGAGAUUGUUACUUUGCCUUGAAAGAUGACGGGGUAUUGGUUUGCAUUGAAACGUGGCUACCAGGCUGCUUUUAAACAAAACAGCUCUGGAGAUGAACUUACUGGGGGCCCUGCCAGUAUCAUUCAUAAACGUGCCAUUGAUGCAUUGGCUGAUAUUAGUAUGCUCAGGGUAUUUAAGACUUUCCUGAAGACGACACCCCAGCUCAUUCUUCAGAUUUACAUCCUGAUGGAGCAUGACAAGGCUGCCUUCAGUCAGUAUGCUUCCAUCAUCACAUCUUUCUGCAGCAUUUCCUGGUCAACACUUGACUAUCAGAUAUCAUUACGAAAAUCUCUGCCUGAUAAAAAUCAAUUUGCUGGGGUGCCUCCUAAGUUACUGUAUCUCUUGUAUAAACUGUUCACACUGACUUCUUGGAUACUGAGUAUUGCACUGGCCACCCUAUUAAAUAUCAUAAGUAGUAUAUUUCUGCUAAUAUUUCUUUGGACCUUGGGCUUCAGCUGGACUUUGAAGCAACACACUAUGUUUUGCAAAUCUAAGAGGAUGGAAUUUUUAUACAGGACUGUUGUUGGGAUCAUUCUUAUUUUUACAUUUUUUAAUGUCAAGGGGGAACAAACAAAAAUACAUAUUUCUAGUUAUUAUGCCACUCAUGUGCUUGUAACUUCAGGCAUAAUGUGUUUGUUCUGGAAGACUUCAGUUACUGAGCAAUUAUAUUUUACAUUUGUGAGCAUCACAGUUUUUCUCACUCUGGUGUUAGGUAUUAUUUGUCUUAUUGUUUAUUAUAUGUUUUUCCACCCCACUAUUUAUUUCAAACAAGAAAGUGCUUCAGAUAAAGUUGAUGGACUAGCAAGAGAAAGAGAAAAAGAAGAAACCAGUAGAAUAAGAAAUUUCAUAAUGCAAUGAAGAGUAUAGAAUUAUGUGAAUUUUUAAAUAUGUGCAAAUCGAAGCAAAUAUUACCUGGACUGUCACUUACUCUGUCUUUACUUUUCCUACUUGCAGUGAGCAUUUCAAGUAAAAUAAUUGCUAAUGGGAAUGGUAGUAGUUAUCAGCUCUGAAUAAUUAUUGGUUCUGCUGUACUACCCUACAAAGCAAAGACUUUA